AUGGCAUCCAAGAUUCCAACCAUAGAUUUUCUCAAGACCGAGCUGAAACCAGGUUCUUUAGAAUGGGAAUUAACAAAAGCUCAAGUCCUCCAAGCCUUAAAAGAGUAUGGUUGCUUUGAAGCAAUAUAUGAUAAGGUUCCAAAGGAAAUUGGAGAAACCAUGUUCGAUGCUUUAAAAGAAGCAUUUCCAUUGGAGUCCAAAGUGAGAGAGUUUAUAGACAAACCCUUUGAUCGCAAUGUGGUAAAGUCCUACUCAAAGUCACUUAUGGAGUUAAAUGAAAUGCUGAUAAGGAUGAUUUUAGAGAGUUUGGGGCUAAAAAAUUACAUUGAUGAAUUCUUGGAUCAGCAAGUUUUUAUUUUACGAUUUAUGAACUACAAGAAGGAAGUUCAAGGUGAAGAUGUGAGCAAACCAAGAUUAAUUGGCCAUACAGACACUGGCUUCUUGACAAUAGUGAAACAAGAUCAAGUUGGAUUGCAACGGAUUGAGUCCAAUCCUUCUCCUGAUUCCUUUGUCAUUUUAGCAGAUGAUGCCUUGAGGAUAAGUGCGUGGACAAAUGAUCAAAUACAAUCUGCUUUUCAUAGAGUAACAAUAGCGGGCGACAUUGAACGUUUCUCCAUCAUGUUAUUUUCAUCGCCAAAACCAGGCAAAAUUAUAGAGGCUCCAAAAGAAAUGGUGGAUGAGGAACACCCGAUACUCUUCAAGCCCUUUGACAUUGUUGGAUAUAUUAAAUAUCGUAUGACAGGAGCUGAUAAUGAAGCUAGAGAUGCUCUCAAAACGUAUUGUGGUGUUUAA
Molecule: messenger RNA, 792 nt
Organism: Lycium ferocissimum
Lineage: Eukaryota; Viridiplantae; Streptophyta; Magnoliopsida; Solanales; Solanaceae
Product: probable 2-oxoglutarate-dependent dioxygenase AOP1.2
Exons: 3
Coding region: 1-792 (263 amino acids)
Molecular function (GO): dioxygenase activity
Source: RefSeq, a predicted model, not a curated record